AUGUCAGAGACAUGCUCGAUUGGUGAAAGGUCUGGUGAACUUGCCGGCCAAGGAAGAAAAUCAAACGCACGGAGACAGUCCAGAGUUCCGCCUAAAGUUGUUGUCAUCUAUGAUCAGGAACGUCGAAAAAUAGAAGGAGUCAUAGGUCCUUAUAGGUUGGGAUCAAUGCUUCAGCUGACAUGUGAAAGUAUUGGAGGUGAGCCUGAUCCAUUACUGACUUGGACUGGAACACGCCUAACCGUCAAAGAAUCUUCAUAUCCUAAUAUAUUCGUUAACGGAUCAACUCUUACCAUUUCCUCGUUAGCAAGAGAAGACCAGUGGUCCCAUUAUACAUGCACCGCAUGGAACAGCAAUUUGAGUAUGCCUUUGCAUGCAACAGUUACCAUUGAACUUAUUC
Messenger RNA from Stegodyphus dumicola, 397 nucleotides. Its product is annotated as hemicentin-2-like. The record is from RefSeq and is a predicted model, not a curated record. NCBI's taxonomy places the organism in Eukaryota, Metazoa, Arthropoda, Arachnida, Araneae, Eresidae.